Messenger RNA from Esox lucius (northern pike), 1270 nucleotides. Its product is annotated as EF-hand calcium-binding domain-containing protein 3. The record is from RefSeq and is a predicted model, not a curated record. NCBI's taxonomy places the organism in Eukaryota, Metazoa, Chordata, Actinopteri, Esociformes, Esocidae. The transcript is spliced from 10 exons. Bases 122 to 1246 code for a protein of 374 amino acids. Gene Ontology annotation, molecular function: calcium ion binding.
AAGCUUUAGAGACAGCGCUGUGGAAACUUAAGACGAGAAGAUUACUGCCACAUACUGUGAGAACACAAAAUAACGAAUUUUGAUGGGCACUCGGGACCCAGUGUGUCAGGGAAGCUGAGACAUGGACCCUAACAGAACAACAUCUGACUUGGAAAAGGUUCUGGAUUCUCUGUGUAUUGAUCCGUUGGAAGACCUGACCACCAUGGGAGCAGAGGACCCACUGUCUGAUGCACAAGUUAAAGCGUUCCAGGAUGUCUUUGAGAUGUUUGCCAGCUACAACCCGAGUUGCAUUGAUGCUGUGGGUCUCUCCUCCCUACUGGACACAGUGAACAUGAGCCUGAGCCCUGAGCAGAUGGAGGCUGCCCUGCAGAGUGCCGACUGUAACGGAGAUGGUGAGGUGGGUUUUCAAGACUUUCUGUGUGUGCUAACUGACUGUCAGAAGUUUGCCAGGUGUAUCACAGUAGCAGAGUCACCUGACCAAUCACAGUGCAUGGAUGACUCAGACUCUGUCUUCUACAAGGCCUUUGUUCAGAUACUGGAUGACGGUCUAAUUUCCAGCAGUGCCGCUGAGGAGAUAGUUCUCUAUUACCAGAAGAAGUCACUGUGUCACGUCUUCCGCACAGUGCCACAGCAAGAUAGGAGCGGGGGUCAUGUGAUCACCUAUUACGCCAAAGGGGCUCACCUUGUUGGUCUCCAGCCCAAGCAGCUGAUGAAGUACAUUGAAUCUUGUGCUCCCAGUGUCAGUCCAUACUCCAAGCGUCCCAGCUUGAGCAUUCAAUCAAAGAUCAAACUAGGCAGGUGUGUCACCAAGCGGCCUCCCUUGACUAGCAAGGAUUUGGCGAAGAGCUGGAAGACCGUGGAGACUGAGCAGCAAAUAAGACAGCUGUCAAUCAAGUAUCCAGGAAAGGAGACCAAGGACAUGAUCACUCCGGUCAAGGUCAAUGUGGACCUGCAAGUGAAGGACAUGGAGCGUCUCACCUAUGACACGAUCAACCAGAUACGCCGCAAGUCUAAAGAGGGCCUGAGCUCCUACCUGGAGAUGCUGAGCCUGUAUAAGCAGCGGGAUGCCUGGGUGUCUUGGGGCUUGCUGCAGUGCUACCACAGCCCGCUGGAAUGCAGUGCCAUGGCUGACACCUUCUCCACUUAUACUUGGAGCUGGAGUGCAUGCCGCAACUUGCUGCACCCCUCAACCUACGAAAGUAGAGACGCAACCCGACCCUCCUGUCCCACUAAUAUCAUGGAGUAGGUUGUUUGUAAGAUUGUCAGUCAG